AUGUCGGGAUGCUCCUUGGAAGCAAAUGCCCCCGAGGAAGAGUUUUGGAUCAAGUCGAACAAGCUUUACAGCGAGGAGUCGAUUUUGUUCCCACCUGAUUUAUAUGCCCCCAAUUACCAACCGACUCAAAGGCAUCCCCGGCGACACGAGGAUGAAUUUGUGCGGCAGGGAAGCCGCUUUCGGCCUCUAGAGCUCAGCAUAUACAUGCCAGACCGCCGCAUAUCGCCCAUUUUACCACACUUUGAGUUUCCUCGAAUCAUUACACCUCCACCUCCACCAGCAUACCGUGCAGAGCGAUCUGAAGACGAUCACCGGGUUUCUCGCCAGCGUAGUUAUUCCUCCAUGUCAUUUCAUGUUCCACGGCGGCAUCCUGUCGAUAUCUCCCCGUCUGCUGCGCAAGACGAACUUCCUCCGCAAAUCCCAGCCAAAUCCAAGUACCGACGCCGUGCCUACACUGCCCCGGAGGUAGAUGCUAUCAAAGAGCGUGUUGCAAGUGCCUUGAUCGAAGUAGAGAUGCUCCAGAAGCAGAUUGACGAUGUCAUUGAGAGACAAAGUAUCUACGCAAGCAGUCGGCCAUCAACAUCGCAUUCGAUGGCACGCACCAUACCUGAGUUGGAGCCCAUGCCGUCUAUACCUGCUCUGCCACCCGCAGCUCCGUCAUUCGCAGAGCGCCUGAAUGCAGAUAUAGAGCGACCUCAAACUGCGCCUCUCAAGAUAUCAAAGACUUUAAACUCAGAUUACAGGAAGGCAUCUGAAGAGGGCAUCAAGACCACCCUGCAGCAGACCCAGGAGGUACGCGAGCAGCAGCCGCUCCCGCCGCCAUUGCCCCUUGUUCUUCGACCACCAUUGCGGAAGAAGAAGUCAUUUUCUCGCGUGUCAACGUGGCUCUUUCCUGGUCAAGAGCAGGGUAAAAAUGGAAGCUUUGAGUCAGUGACCAACAGGCCCAGGCCGGUGAAGAACAGCGAAGGGUUUUACCAAAUCGUCUCGGCAGAUGGCACAGUAGGACACCGAAGCUGCGAAUCAAUUGAUAGCAUGUCGACUUGGGACACCGAAGACGAAGAACGCUCGCCGCCGACAACUUGGUCCCCGCAAAGUACGCCGGCGUCCAAGCAGGGAGAACAGACUACGAUAGAGCGCAGGGCAACGUUUGGCAAGAAUGACGCCAGGCUCGGGAAGCCACCGGUUGGCGUCGCGGUUUAA
Pochonia chlamydosporia 170 is the source of this 1200-nucleotide messenger RNA. RefSeq names its product acid phosphatase-like protein. The coding region runs from base 1 to 1200 and encodes 399 amino acids. The transcript has 3 exons. NCBI's taxonomy places the organism in Eukaryota, Fungi, Ascomycota, Sordariomycetes, Hypocreales, Clavicipitaceae. The record is from RefSeq and is a predicted model, not a curated record.